This is a messenger RNA of Pseudoliparis swirei, 3246 nucleotides long. RefSeq lists its product as uncharacterized. Bases 1922 to 2287 code for a protein of 121 amino acids. The transcript has 4 exons. The record is from RefSeq and is a predicted model, not a curated record. NCBI's taxonomy places the organism in Eukaryota, Metazoa, Chordata, Actinopteri, Perciformes, Liparidae.
UCGUCCCAUUCAGACAGACGCAUUCAGAGACCUCACAUAUUGUUUUCCAGAGACUUGUUUUACAACCAAGUUUCUCAUCCUUUUUAGUCUUUCUAUUUUUCUUUCUCACACCUUUCAACUUCUACACAAUAUGUCACACACCUUCUAUUAUGGUCUGCACCCGGUCUCUUGGUUCAUCUUAUUUGCGAACGUUGCCAUCGCCAUCAUAGAAUGGCAAUUUCUUAUUUCUCGUUUUUUCAGAGUUAGAGAGUAGAGGGGCUAUCGACACUGAUGCUCCACCGAGAACAUCUGUGAGGAGCAGAGCUUAUUUUUGGAUCACUGUUUACCUGCCAACUUAAUCACUGAUGAGCCGUUUGUGUACGACAGACUUUCAUUUACAAGUCAAAGAAAAGAUCUGUGGAGAAGUUGUACGUCUUGAUUAUGAGACUGCAUUCUUGGCCCCAAACCAGUGGAGGAGGAUUCAGAGGAAGGGAGAGCGGAAGUAGAAGAAGAGCACCGACUGAGCACUUGCAGAAAACUGAUGGAGGAAGACGGGCUGCAGAUGAAGAAGGAAAAGAACGGACUGCUGCCCGGUUUCUACCAGGGAGACGGAGGCUGCCAUCGUCCAUCCAUCCCUCCUCCCCCGAGAAGCUCCGUUGCUGUGUCAUACACCGGAGAAAAAAGAACAUCGAUUCAUAGUAUGACCUUCGCCUGCCCCGUGACCCCUUACGCCACUUCACUUUGAGUUUUCACUUUCACAUUCAGAUCAGCUUUUAGUGCAGUGAUCAGUGUUGUAUCUUUGCUGUAGGGAUGCAUAAUGCAAAGGCAUUUUUGAUUUGCUCAACAGUCAUAGUUUGCUCUACUGUUGCUAAGAAACAAAUGCUUAAUUUAAUUUUGUGUUUAAAAUGUAUGUAAACAUGGUCCAUUAUUUCACUAAUUUGGAAUUGUUCUCUGCCGAAACAUUAUUUUCUCAUGCUAAACAAAUGUAAACCUUUUAUUUCCAAAGCUGACAUUACAAUCCCAAGUUUAUUCAUGUAUGUAUUUAUAUGACUGUGUAUAUCUUUUAUGAAGAUAUGAAGAAAGCUUAGUAAAAUUGCAUAAUUUAUUUCAGUGCACUUUCUUCACUACCCAGUCCAACUGUCUUUAUUUUCCCAUUACGUCACGCAUGUCGCUGUAAUGUGUCCUGGAAGAAGAGACAUGUCAGUUUGGUCUGUUGUGGUGUUGGACACUGAAUAAAACAAGAGUGCUGUUAUGUCUUGUCCGCGUCCUUUAAUCCAUCUUACCUUCCCCUAAUACCUGGUUAUGUGAGGAGCAGUGACCUUAUUUGUCAAUGCCAAGGAUUACCGUCCAUUAGUGGUAUUAAAUAUUAUUGGAUAAGGAUGUAAGCAGAAGAGAGAGAGAGAGAGAGAGAUAGAACGAUAGAUAGAUGCGCAUGCUAUUCUAGAUGCAUCAGGUAGGAGAACUGUGAUCACAGCGUCAUUCCUCUGACCUUGACUACCGAGCUGCUGCAGCUAAUCUAGUUGUCAUCGGCGUAGAUCCACAAGCCGACGGAUUGGUGCGGCGAGACAAAACUAAAAGCUUGUCACAGUGAGAGAUGUAGCUGCACCUCUAAUCUUCUAAUUCAAGUCUGACUUGAUUCGUGUUGCCAGGACUGUGAAGACAUCCAGUGAAUUGGAGGAUUUUGGCCGCCUUCUUUCCUGUAAUGUAGACGUUUUUAUUCACGUUCAUGCAAAACUUGUUAUUGAAAUUCUAAUGUAAGUUCAUUAUGUUACAUUAUGUGAAGCGAUGAGGUAUUUCCUUAUUAUUUGUUCACGCUUCGUAAGGAAAAAUGUGUAAGAUGAGACCCUUGUGUCCGCUUCUCUUGAUAAAGCGAUGACUGGGAUAUUAAGUGGAUUCCCAGGCUGACAGCAGCUUUGAAGGCUCUCAGACAGCCACGGAGGUGAUGGAGGAAAGCUUUAACAACCGUUACAUGGAGGACGAUGGGACGGUGUUGUUUGAGAGCUACAUACCUCCCUCACGGGAUGCCAUCAACCUGCCUAUCUAUGUCCUCUACCUGAUCAUGGCCUUCUUUGUUGUGCUGGGCGUUCUUUAUGCCAUCAUCGGUCACCUCAUCAUGGACCUCGUUCAUGACGUUGCAGACUGGGUGUUUGGGGAGCAGCCCGAGGAAGUGGUGGUGAACUAUUGUGAGGCCAAAGAUAAGUUCAUGGCAGACUGGAGUCCAGAAAUCUCCCCCGAACUAGAGGCAAUGGCCCAGGCCGAGGAGAACGAGAUGCUUGACAAGGACUUCAUGAAUGCCUCCGCCAUCUAGACCAUCUCUGCAGAACCUCGGGGGAGCAAGUCGGGGCCCCGUGUGGUCUUUGAGAAGAUGACUUCAGAUUAGAGACUCUGUGUUAAUGGAGCUGGUGUUUUGAUAAUAAUGAUAUACUCUAAUUCAUAUAGCACCUUUAAAAACUGAGUUAGCAAAGCAGCAAAAGCAAAACAACCUUGAUAAAACAGCUCUAGAUGAAACAAUAAAACCAAUCAAUACGAUAAAAUGAACUAAUUAAAAUUAACAAUAAAAUAACAUAAAUUUGAAAAAUAAUGUUGUAAAAUCAACAAUAAAGCAGUAAAGCGACGACAUCACAUCAAAGACAGUGUGUAAAAAUGGGGAUUAAGAAGUGAUUUAAAAGAGAUUACUGAUCCUACAAGCCUCAUCUCCUCAGGCAGCUCGUUCCAAAGCCCUGAUGGGAAAAGCACAGUCAUCUUUAAUUUUCAGCCUCGACUUUGGAUCAGCCAGAAGGACCCCACCUGAGGAUAUAAGGCUGCGAGCUGGCUCAUAAGGGGGUCAAAAUGUCCUCUAUAUAGUUUGGGGUCAGACCCAUACAUGCUUUACAAGUGAUUAGUAAAAUCCUAAAACCAAAUUGUAAAACAAUCAGGAAGCCAGUGAAGAGAAGCCAGGAUUGGUUCUUAUUGGACAGAGGAGGUAUCUCUGGUUGAGUGCACAGUGGCCUCAUGACGACAUCCAGUGUCUAUUGAGGGCAUUGCAGCCAAUUGGCAGUAAUACAGAGGAACCAUAAGAAAAAGAGAAAACUAAAUAUGUUUUUAUUUCUGCUCAAGAUUGUUGUUUUUUUACUCCUCUGUAGUACCUCUAUGAGAAGUGUAAAUAUAGAGUGAAGUGCAUCAAGUCUAGAUAUUGCAUAGUAGCCUGAUUUUAAUAAACACAGGUGGAAAGUGUCCUCAGUUCAUUUUUGUAUUGAUUUUGUAUAUUAAAUGCACAUAUUAUUGAAA